AUGACUAUUCCCAUUCGACGAGCCCGGGAUGGUGAAAGGCCUGCAACUGGCGCGCAGGCUCACCCUUGGCGAUGUCGAUGGUUUGAACUUGACUAUAAUUUAGGGAAUUUGACUGGCGGACAAUGGAUUCUCUUCGAAGACAGUGAAUUUUUCAUCGCCGAAGAACUUGGAAUGACACUGCAGCGAUUUAGAUGUUCUCCCUCCUGUCCAAUCGAAGACUGCAUAACCGACACUUGGAAAGAACCACCACAAAGUGUGCUCAGAGGAUGGGAAUUACUUGACAACGGCUUAUUAGGCGACACCUUCACACACUGCAUCGGCAUGGCCUUUUCAACAGGCACUCAGGUGGUCGCAGACAUAGUGCCCGCUGGUACUUCUAAAGGAGGAUACCUUGUGAAUUACGAUGAAACCUACGCUCAAAUACGAGUGUCUGUAGAGGGAAGAAGUAUACCAAGACAAGAAAAGCGUCUGGUGCAGAUGCUCAUGACCCCUGCAAGAGCGGGUGACAUCGUAAAUGCCCCGAGGACUAGUAUUCGACGACACGUUCUUGCUCAUGACUGUCGACCUAAUAUUGGGGAUGUGGUUGAGAUGGAGGCAGGAGAAGUAGGCGAUGUGGAGAAAGUGGAAGACAAUAAUCGAAAUCCUCUGGUUUCCGUGCGACAAACAACGAACAAGGAGCUUUUGGUCGUUGGAAUAUCCAAAGUGCGAAGAUAUUUUUGCGUUGGCAACCUAGUUCGUGUCGUCGGCGGGGCAUAUUGCAAUAAAAGCGGUAUCGUCAGGCAAAAGAUUCAUUUUAACGAGGCCAAAAAAGACGGCGGCGCCUUGGAGUUACAAUUGAUAGACGAAGAUGCAAGGCAAGAAUUAGUUUUGGUACUCUGCACAGAUGUGGUGAUGCUGCCAAUGGAAGCAACAAAAAAACGAAACGAUUCAUCGGGAGAUGGCAAAGAAGAGAGGGCGAUAGUAAUUGGACCAGAUAUACGAGGGGGCUUUAGCAGUGUUGGCCAGCCCGGUUUAAUAUUACCAAGGAAUAGCAAAGGUAACAUUGUUGCAUUGUUUUUAGACCACCAAAGCGGAUGUCAGCUUUCACAUCUACGCUACUUCCCAGAAUCAAGCUUAUGUCGCCUGCACCAGACUCUGUAA
This is a messenger RNA of Mycena indigotica, 1140 nucleotides long. RefSeq lists its product as uncharacterized. The transcript is spliced from 3 exons. The record is from RefSeq and is a predicted model, not a curated record. NCBI's taxonomy places the organism in Eukaryota, Fungi, Basidiomycota, Agaricomycetes, Agaricales, Mycenaceae. The coding region runs from base 1 to 1140 and encodes 379 amino acids.